GAAUGGGAAAUUGGUCGAGAACAAGAAGGGGGCCGGUUUGAAUUCGCAUUUCGAGUCUUCUGUUCUCUUCCAUAUAACGAGGGGGAGGUCGUUUAUUAACGGCUUUCGAUUUCGAGUUCCUCUCUCCCCUUAGGAUUGGAAAGGAAGCCUGGACUGGUAGAUUCGUCGUGGUGGUUUCAUUCAUAAUUAAUGGCGUAUCGAAGAAGACAUGGCCUCACCAAGGCUUCGACGUUCAAGGAAGAGAUUCGACAUCCUUCGGAAGAAAGCUCCUCCUCGUCUCUAGCCGCACAAGCCAUCAGAGCUUCCUCCGCUCAUCGUGAUUCGUCUUUCUCUUCUGCCUAUGGCGAAUCCGCACUGGCCUCCGCUUACAAGGAACCCAAUCACCAAAGAUCUUUUGGAUCCAGACAGGAUCCAACGUCUUAUAAAUAUACAUCAUUUGAGAAUUUGAAUGAGUCCAAGCAUGGGUUUUGGGGAAUCCUUGCUAGAAAGGCUAAAGCGAUUCUUGACGAUGAUAAUGCUGCCCAACAAUUUGAAACAUCUAACAAAACAACACCCCAAGUGCUUGAAACGUCAACUGGUGGUCGGUUCCAGCAGCCUUAUCUAUCAUCUGAGAGCGGUCGCAAGUCGGAGAAUCCUAAAAUUCAGAAGGGGCUAGAUGCAAUCACCUCUUCUCUUAAUUACCUUGGCGGUACAAUUGGAAAAUCUUUGGAGGAGGGUCUGACAAUUGUUGAGAAUCGUACUGCUGAUAUCAUUCAAGAAACCCGUAGGCUGCAGAUCAGGAAAAAGGGUAGCGGUUCUGAUUCACAGAACCAAGCCAAUGAUGUAUGUGCUCCACAGCAGCAAGCGCAGAUGCAAAUGGACCAUGAGACUCAACUCAAGGCAUCCCGCGACGUUGCAAUGGCAACGGCAGCCAAAGCCAAACUUCUUCUACGAGAGCUAAAAACGGUCAAAGCAGAUCUGGCUUUUGCCAAGGAGCGAUGUGCUCAGCUAGAAGAGGAGAAUAGAAUUCUCAGGGAGAGUCAUGAGAAGGGGGAUAGUCCAGAGGAUGAUGAUCUGAUUCGGCUUCAACUGGAGACACUUCUGGCUGAGAAGGCUCGUUUGGCACAUGAGAACUCUAUCUAUGCACGUGAAAAUCGCUUCCUGAGAGAGAUUGUCGAAUACCACCAGCUCACCAUGCAGGAUGUUGUUUACUUGGAUGAGGGCAUAGAAGAGGUCACAGAAGUUCGUCCCAUUUCAGUUUCUAGGACCACCAGUGCGAGCUUCACUUCAAUUCCUACAUCUGCAGCCCCAACCCCACCAUCCACACCACCACUAUCAUCAUCACCUUCAGCACCAUCUCCACAUGUUUUUACUGCUACUGUAAGUCCAGUGGUGGACAAGGAUGUUCUACCUGUUCCCACAAGCCCAGUUAGAGAGAUCUCCUGCAGCGUACCACCAGGCUCUAGUGUCCACGUUCCAGCAGUGGAAGAUCCAAAGCAUCCUUCAUCAAAGUCUUCUGUCUGAACAGAGUCUCUCUUUCUCCAACUCAUCAAAGGCCUUUGCAUGUAACAUUAGUUUUUUUAUAGACAUCCUGUGAAUCAUUUUUUGGGUGUAUUUAUAUGUAUGAUUUUUUUCAAAAAAAAUCUGCAACUGUAUUGGCUUUUCC
Messenger RNA from Telopea speciosissima, 1645 nucleotides. RefSeq lists its product as uncharacterized. The coding region runs from base 190 to 1503 and encodes 437 amino acids. The record is from RefSeq and is a predicted model, not a curated record. The transcript is spliced from 6 exons. Lineage: Eukaryota; Viridiplantae; Streptophyta; Magnoliopsida; Proteales; Proteaceae.